Messenger RNA from Rhineura floridana, 1703 nucleotides. RefSeq names its product FKBP prolyl isomerase family member 6 (inactive) (gene FKBP6). The record is from RefSeq and is a predicted model, not a curated record. Lineage: Eukaryota; Metazoa; Chordata; Lepidosauria; Squamata; Rhineuridae. Bases 184 to 1245 code for a protein of 353 amino acids. Gene Ontology annotation, molecular function: protein binding; peptidyl-prolyl cis-trans isomerase activity. The transcript has 9 exons.
GGCCUGGCCAGCGGCACGAGGCCUCGGAGGCUCCUUGAGCGCCGAUUGGCUAAAGGAGGCGGGGUUCGGAGGGGCGCGCCGUGAUUGGUUCAUGCGGUUUGGGCGGGAAGGCCGAGCCACGCGGUGAGGAGAAAGAAGCCGGGAAAGACCGUGACGCCCCGGAGGGUUCUCUUCGCCUGAGCGAUGGAGGCGGGACGCGGCGGCGAGGAGGAGGAGAGCUGGCGCUACCGGGAAGAGCUGCGGCCCAACGGGGUGCGCCCGCAGGCGGGGGACGUCGUGGUGUCGCCAUAUCACCGGCUGGGUCAACGAAUGUGGGAUGUUACUGGAGACCAAGGGGUCUUGAAGGAAAUUAUCCGUCCUGGCUCUGGUGAAAUAGUGCCUCCUGAUGCUUCCGUACUAGUGAAAUUUUCAGGGUACUUGGAACACAUGGACAGACCCUUCGACACAAACUGCUACAGAAGAAAUCCCAGACUCAUGAAACUCGGUGAAGACAUUACCCUUGGGGGUAUGGAAGUUGGACUGUUGACAAUGAAGAAAGGAGAGUUGGCAAGAUUUCUCUUCAAACCAAGUUAUGCUUUUGGAGCGGUGGGCUGCCCUCCCUUGAUCCCUCCUAAUGCCACAGUCUUGUUUGAGGUUGAGCUUCUGGACUUUCUGGACUCCGCAGAAUCUGACCAGUUCUUCAACCUGACUCCUGAGCAACAGGAUGGGUUUCCACUGCAGAAAGUGCUAAAGAUAGCAGAAACGGAGCGGGAAUUUGGAAAUUACCUCUUCCGACAGAAGCACUUCAUGGAUGCCAGAGAAAGAUACAAGCGGGCCUCCUCAAUCCUGCACCGGGUGAGGGCCAAAGAGGCUGAGCAAGCCAAAGUAGACGCUGCCAAGCUCCUCGUCUUCCUGAACUUGUCUUUUACUUACUUGAAGCUGGAGCACCCAGCACGGGCACUUGCCUACGGAGAGAAGGCCUUGGAGCUAGACGAGAAGAAUGCCAAAGCCCUCUUCAGAUGUGGUCAGGCAUGUUUCUUUCUGGCAGAGUAUAAGAGAGCUCGGGAUUUUUUGGUCAAAGCACAGAAAGAGCAGCCCUUCAACCAUGAUAUUAACAAUGAACUGAAAAAGCUGGCCAGCUGUUACAGAGAUUACAUGCUGAAGGAGAAGGAAAUGUGCUGCAGAAUGUUUGGCCCCCUUAACUCUCCUUCAGUGGCAGAAAACCUGAAGAAUCCAGCUAUACAGAAGAAAAGAACUUUUCUAUAACAGGAAGACAUCCCACUUCAGUACAGCCAACAAUUACUUACUUGUUUUUGAAAGUUGGUAUGGAAGAGCCCUGCUUUAUUUGGAGUACUCAGAACUGAGAAGAUAUAAGAAUAUUUAAUAUAUACAACCACCAUUUUUAUUUACACUGUGUUAGUGACUACUCCUUGUUAAUGGCAUUCAGAAGCCAAGACUAUUAAAAGCUUCUUAUGAAAAGAAGAUAUCCACUCAUCAUUCUCUCUUUAUUGCAACGGGAACUCCUAUCUCCUUUUACCCAGACCAGGUAACAAGAGUACCCUAUUUGUAGACAGAUUAGUUUUCCUUAACUUCCUGCAUUGCCCAGGGCUCAGGCUGCUCCUCAUGAGUGUGAAAGGAUAAGGCUUGUUUUGUGGUUUUCUGUGAUGGUUGUUAGCAAAUUUGUAUUCCUGGCUAUAGAAAAUAAAGCAUUCAUGAGAAGAAAA